GAUGCGGCGUCUGUUUGUGGCUCACACAUGUUAGCUAGCCUGUUAGCAUCGCCUCAGUAAACAGUCGGCCAGCUGGUUGGCGUCAUUUUAACCAUUUAUAAAGGUGAUGUACAUAGUAAGACAAUUAAGAAUCACAUCUACAGUCCUGCGUUGGUGUUUUUGCCCCAAGCUGGGGUACGUUUCUUCCACCUGAAUGCAACAAUGUUAGCUUGCAGUUAGCAUACCUGUCAGGCUCUCCACUUCUGUUUUUCAUCAGCACCCACAUGAAUAAUUGUUGAUUGCUGGAUCAUGAAGGUAAAUAAACCCAAACAGGUCAAGGGCCAAGGUAAAUCUCUGAAAUGGAAGGAUGUGAGGGGCAAAAGGUGCCGGCCGCCUAUCAGUUCAUCAGAGCUCAACUCCAGUCCUGUAAUGGCCAGAAUGGCGAAAGAGCACCAGGCGUCUGUGAAGAAAAAGCCAAACGUCAAAAGAUUGAAGAAUAAGGCAAAGCCUGUUUCUGACUCGAAGAAAAAAAAACCUCAGUCUGUAGCAAAGAAAUCUAACGUGCAGGCUAAUGGAAGUUCGGCGUUUACAAUAGACGACGAGUCAAAUGACUCACAGGACUGGAAGGAGUAUUCCAAGUCCAUUCAUGGCAACGGUGUGGAGACCUCAGCUGACAUGGAAGAUGUAAGCCAAGGUAGACUGGAGGGAGAUUCUCUCCAUUACUGUGCAGAGAGAGAUGAUCGACAAAACCUUGCAGUCCUUGUCAUGCAGAAGAAUCAGACCUUGUGUUUCCGUGGGAAAUGCCUUUUGACCUGUCUGUACGGUCGAGUAGAAGUGAUGGGAUUCACCAUUGAAGAAGGCCAGCAGUCAUAUCCACUCUUCUCCCCAGCCUCGCAUUGUCCACUGACCAUUAGAGCUCUGGAAAGCUCUGACCAGACCAGAGAUGAUAAAAUGGAGGCUGCACCCAUUCUUCAAAAGUAUCUGCAACUAGCAUCAUGGAAGAAAUUGCAAAAGAAGAUUACGACAAACUCAUCCAUCAUCCUACUGGAGCCCAUGGAGACGCCUCUGACACGCUUUCUGUCAAGCUUCACAGAUCUCAGUGAAUUGUUCAGCCCACCGAUAAGUGAACUCAUGUCAGCUGUUCUGGAUACUCCACUCAAUGGUCUUGGUAUGAUUCCCCUGGGCACAGCCAUCGAUGGCCUAAAAAUGUCGAAGACGUACAGAAAUGCUCUUAACAUGGUUGUCAGCGCAUGCAGAGGAAACAUGGAUGGUUGUGCAGUCAUCCUUGUUUGUGGUACCAAGAAUGUGGGCAAGUCAACAUUUAUCCGCACCCUCAUCAAUAACUUACUAAAUCACACUGCUAGUGUAGAUUAUUUGGAAGGUGACCUCGGUCAAACAGAGUUCACUCCCCCUGGUUGCCUGUCUUUGUCAACUGUCAGAAGACCACUUCUGGGUCCUCCUUUCACACAUCAGUGCACACCUGAGCACAUGAUCUACUAUGGUCAUUCGUCAUGCGAGACAGACUUGGAACGCUACCUGGAAUCUCUUAAAUCCUUGUGGCGUAGACGGUCCCAGAGCACAGAGACUCCCGUCAUCAUCAACACCAUGGGCUGGAUCAAAGGAUUUGGAUUUCAGCUGCUAGUGGACAUGAUCCGCUUCUUCCCGGUCACACAUGUCGUCCAGCUCGGUCAUAGCGGCAUCACCCAGUGUCCCGCCCUCACUCCAGAGUUUCUGAGGACGGCACACGGCUACCAAACGCACCCACCUGCCCAGACCGCUCUGGAAGAGUUCACAAAGAGCCAAAAUCCCCCAAGAAGUUACACUCACCUUAUUGUACAAUCAGAGUUUCAAGGAGUGGGGCGCCAAGGAACAGCAAAACACCAGCGCACUAAUGAGCACAGAGAGCUGUCAUUGCUGGCCUACCUGAGUCAGCUGCAGUCUCCUGACCCCGGACCAGUUAGACCUCUACACAGCCUCACCCCAUACCAGGUGCCCCACACAGCAGUGGCUUUAGGUGCGAUCCAUUGUGAGGUUGUACCGAGUCACAUGUUUUAUGCUGCCAAUGCUACUCUGGUGGGACUCUGCUGCCUCGGGGAGAAGGUCACAAGCAGGGGAGGCCCAGUCCUGCUGUCCCAGGCUCCCAUCUGCCCAUGUGUGGGCUUCGGUGUGCUCCGAGGUAUCGACAUGGUGCGAGGUCUGUACUUUUUGCUGACGCCUGUAGAUCCCUCCAUCCUUCGUAAGGUCAAUUGUCUCCUCUUGGGUGCGAUAUCGCUGCCUGCCUGCAUCCUCACAACACAGCCUGGCUUUGAAGGAGAGAUGCCCUAUGUCACUACAGACUACAGUUUUGAUCUCACUGGUGCAGGAAAGCUGCGAGUCUUUAAGGGCCUGACAAGACCCAGUCAAAUGGGGGCACAGUGACAUUUUCUACACAGCAUUGCCCUUUACUCUUGUCUGGUGUCUCACACCAAACCAGUGAGAAUUGGCCUUUGAAUGUACAGAACUGAGGUUGAGCUGGACAGUUUUUUUUAUGUCAAGAUUCAGUCUGACAGAACAGCCAGCAUCACAGACUGCAGGACGAGAUGGCUUACUUCAGGUUGCUGGACCUCCUACUGUACGUUUGUAUUUGAUGGGACUGUGAAGGAGUUUCUGCGUUUUCUGUCACAUGAACAAUUAUAUCACACUUUGUACUUACAGCUCUUCUUUGAUGUCUCGUCAUUGUGUAGUUAGCAUUCCAAAGCUGCAAAUGAAUACAAAAACCUGCCAGAUAUUAAAUGAGAAACACCUUUUGUUAAAACUUGUGGUUUUCUUGUUUUCAAGUUCUGUUUUAGACCAAUGUUUAUAUUUGUUUCAUAGUCAUGGAACCAUGUCGAUUUCAGCGAUGCAAUGGUACUAGAACCUUUUUCUCAUUGUGUGCAGUAUAGUGAUUCAGACAGUAGCCCUUUCAUUUGUGAAAAAUUGUAUUAUUGGAUAUAAUGCUCACUGCCAAGACAUUACAUGUUGGUUGUGCUUGAAUUCAGUCAAGUAAAGAACAGAACAGGGCAGGGCUGAGUUAAGCAGUGAACUUUGACCUGGCUUUUUGUCUGAAUUUGAAGCCCUUUUGUCAGUAUUGUGCUAUAAUCCCAGUGGGAGGUUUAAUGGAUAUGGCUCUAUUUUUAUUAACUGCUGUACAUUUGGUAUUGUGUUAUUAAAGGAACACAAAAGUGGUCCUGUAUUCUUAGGUCAUUCCGUGCGAUGUGAAAAUGCGACAUGUUUCCUUUUUCUUAUGAAGGCCCUUGUGGGAUAUAAAAGAUCAAAUUUAGGGACUAUUUGCUUUCUUGGUUCUACCUUUCAGACC
Molecule: messenger RNA, 3313 nt
Organism: Anoplopoma fimbria (sablefish)
Lineage: Eukaryota; Metazoa; Chordata; Actinopteri; Perciformes; Anoplopomatidae
Gene: nol9
Product: nucleolar protein 9
Exons: 13
Coding region: 289-2397 (702 amino acids)
Biological process (GO): cleavage in ITS2 between 5.8S rRNA and LSU-rRNA of tricistronic rRNA transcript (SSU-rRNA, 5.8S rRNA, LSU-rRNA)
Cellular component (GO): nucleus
Molecular function (GO): polynucleotide 5'-hydroxyl-kinase activity
Source: RefSeq, a predicted model, not a curated record